Messenger RNA from Torulaspora delbrueckii, 2091 nucleotides. RefSeq names its product ATP-binding cassette Fe/S cluster precursor transporter ATM1 (gene ATM1). The transcript has a single exon. Gene Ontology annotation, molecular function: ATP binding; ABC-type transporter activity; ATP hydrolysis activity. The coding region runs from base 1 to 2091 and encodes 696 amino acids. The record is from RefSeq and is a predicted model, not a curated record. Gene Ontology annotation, biological process: transmembrane transport; intracellular iron ion homeostasis. Gene Ontology annotation, cellular component: mitochondrial inner membrane. NCBI's taxonomy places the organism in Eukaryota, Fungi, Ascomycota, Saccharomycetes, Saccharomycetales, Saccharomycetaceae.
AUGCAACGGAUUGGAGGGAGUGGAAUUUGGCCGUCAGCCCUAUUGCCCAGUAGAAUAGCGAUUAGGAAUAGGCUCACUGUGAGGUCAUUGAACUUCUCGACAUACAGACCGUUAAAGUUUAAGAGUAGCGGACCGCAAAUAUGGAAACAAUCCAAUGGUAAGAUGACUGGUAAACCCAUUGUACAGCCCAAGAUAGAAGCUCCUAAACCGCAAACUAAUGAAACGAAAUCUCGAGCACCUACGAUGUCAGAAUUGAAGAUUCUAAGGAAUUUGGUCCACUAUAUAUGGCCCAAGGGGAAUAAUAAGGUGAAGCUGCGGGUGAUUGCUGCCCUGAUGCUUCUUAUCGGUGCCAAAUUAUUGAAUGUUCAAGUACCUUUUUUCUUCAAAGAUGUUGUGGAUUCCAUGAAUGUAGAUUGGUCCGAUAGCACAGUCGCCUUGCCUGCCGCCAUUGCACUUACCGUUAUCUGCUAUGGUGCUGCAAGGUUUGGAUCCGUGCUAUUUGGUGAACUAAGGAAUGCUGUUUUCGCUCGUGUGGCUCAAAAUGCCAUUAGAACCGUAUCAUUGGAGACAUUUAAGCAUCUGAUGAAACUGGAUUUAGGUUGGCACUUGAGUAGACAAACCGGUGGACUGACUAGGGCUAUGGACAGAGGUACCAAAGGUAUAUCGUAUGUACUCAGUGCCAUGGUUUUCCAUAUUUUGCCUAUAACUUUUGAAAUCUCCGUGGUCUGUGGGAUUCUCACAUAUCAAUUCGGUGCCUCAUUUGCUGGAAUCACGUUUGCUACUAUGCUACUAUACUCCAUUUUUACUAUUAAGGUCACGGCUUGGAGAACAGCAUUUAGGCGGGAUGCAAACAAAGCCGACAAUAAGGCGGCAAGCGUUGCAUUGGACUCACUGAUUAAUUUCGAAGCUGUGAAACAUUUCAACAAUGAAAAUUAUCUUGCCGGGAAGUACCACAACUCACUGAUGAAGUAUCGUGACUCUCAAGUCAAAAUAGCUCAAUCGUUGGCAUUCUUGAAUGCGGGCCAAAACUUCAUAUUCACGUCAGCCCUCUCUGCAAUGAUGUACAUGGGCUGCACUGGUGUCAUUGGCGGUGAUUUAACUGUUGGUGACCUCGUCUUAAUCAAUCAGCUGGUUUUUCAACUCUCCGUCCCACUGAACUUUUUGGGAAGUGUUUACCGUGAGCUUAAACAAUCGCUAAUUGACAUGGAGGCUCUCUUCAAUCUCAGAAACAACAAGAUCAAGAUACACAAUAACGACAAGCCACUAAUGUUACCUGAAAAUGCCGGACCUUUUGAAAUCAAGUUCGAAAAUGUGACCUUCGGGUACGACACACGAAGAAAGAUUCUACGAAACGCCUCAUUCACGAUUCCAGCUGGUGUGAAGACAGCCAUUGUGGGACCUUCAGGAAGCGGUAAGUCGACAAUUUUGAAGCUUGUGUUCAGGUUUUACGAUCCAGAAAGCGGAAGAGUGUUGGUAAACGGUAAAGACGUGAGAGAGUACGACCUUGAUUCUUUUAGAAAAGUUAUUGGGGUUGUACCACAAGAUACACCACUGUUCAACGAUACUAUAUGGGAAAACGUCAAGUUUGGCCGUAUCGACGCAACAGAUGACGAAGUGACUAACGCCAUCGAAAAGGCACAGCUGGCACCAUUGAUUCACAAAUUGCCAGUCGGCUCAGCAACCAUAGUCGGAGAAAGAGGCCUAAUGAUCAGUGGUGGAGAGAAGCAAAGGCUCGCAAUUGCCAGAGUUCUGCUCAAGAACUCACAAAUCAUGUUUUUCGACGAAGCCACGAGCGCUCUCGAUACGCACACAGAACAAUCGCUUCUCAAGACUAUCAGAGAGAAUUUCGACCGUGGUUCUAGGACCAGUGUGUACGUGGCACACAGGCUAAGAACGAUAGCUGACGCAGAUAAGAUUCUAGUUCUCGAGGAAGGUUGUGUCAGAGAAGAAGGUUCCCAUACAGAACUUCUCAGCAGACCUAACUCGCUCUACAAACAACUAUGGGACAUACAAGAAAAUCUCGAUGUCAUCGACCAGGAAAUUAAGCAAGAAAGACAACUCGAAGAUCAAUUGAAUCAGCAUAAAGGUUAG